AUGCCGAGAGAGAGGAACACAAAUUCGCGGCGCCGCCAUUCGCGCCAUCCGGAGGACGAACAACGUCGCCGCCAUCGCCACCAUCACCACCGCCACGAUCGCCCGGCUAAUCCGGACCCAGGUGAGCACCCAAACACCGCGGCUCCCGCCACGACGAUGCCCGCAAUAGAGGAGCUGCACCUGGCAGGCAACGCCACCAGUCCUAGGCACAACUCGCGGCCACCGACGCCGACAGGCACGGUCGCCGCCGACACGGGGCGCACACCGCGUCCGCCAUCAGCCGCGCCCGCUGCCACCGGACCCACCGCACCAGCGACCACCGCCGACAGCGACGCCCCACCGUCGCCCGCGAUCAGCCCCACCUGGUGUGAAGGGCUAACCUACGAGGACGUGGUGGCAUCUAUUUUUGAGGCAGAAGAGGAGCCGGACCCAGCCAUCCCCUCGGUCCCCGUCUCGCCGACCCCCGUGGGCCCGCUGGGCGCAAUUUAUGAGGAGGUCUCCGAUGCUGAGGUGGUGACUCUCAGCUCGGACGACGACGAGCCACGGGGCGCGGCAAUGGACACAGUCGUCCUUCUCGACGAGGAGGAGACCGUGCCGUGGGUACCGCCCCAUCAAGAAACGCCGCCACCCUCAUACGAGGAGCUUUUCGGGCCGGGCCCGUACCCGGAGCCCGAUCCUCCAGCAUCAGCCGGGGUGAGCACCGCUGCCACCAUGGCGGUGCGGGCCACCGGCGCCGCUGCCACAGGCACACCCAGGCCCGCACCCAGUGCCACCGACGCAGUCGCCAAGGAGCAGGCCACGCCCACGUUCAUCGCCGCCGACGACACCGCCGGCGCGGAAACCGUCCGGGCAGGUGCCAGCACCCCCCACGGGGGAUGA
Molecule: messenger RNA, 879 nt
Organism: Drosophila ficusphila
Lineage: Eukaryota; Metazoa; Arthropoda; Insecta; Diptera; Drosophilidae
Product: leucine-rich repeat extensin-like protein 5
Exons: 1
Coding region: 1-879 (292 amino acids)
Source: RefSeq, a predicted model, not a curated record